This is a messenger RNA of Drosophila pseudoobscura, 681 nucleotides long. RefSeq lists its product as uncharacterized. The transcript has a single exon. The record is from RefSeq and is a predicted model, not a curated record. NCBI's taxonomy places the organism in Eukaryota, Metazoa, Arthropoda, Insecta, Diptera, Drosophilidae. The coding region runs from base 1 to 681 and encodes 226 amino acids.
AUGGUACUCCACGUCUGUGCGGUGAUCCAGCCCACGGUGGAGGCCCAUGCCAAAAUUAAUUGGAACAGUUUGAUUGUGGACCGUAGCCUGUGCCUGAACGUGAGCUAUCAGUACAGGACGUUGAUGCUGGCCAGGGCCUUGUUAUACUCGCUGCUGGCGAUGAUUGGUCUCUGGUAUGGGCGCCAUCGGGAUUCAGUGGAGCGGGCGGAGUAUCGUCAGGCACUGCUCGACGAACGGGUGCGAAGCACGAACAUGAGGAUGAAAUCCUCCAGCCAGCUGGUAACGGCGCAUGAGGUGAUUGCCGAGUGGGUGCGCCGUCAAAAGGCGACCAAAGAGGAGCUUGAGAUGGACGAGGCGACGCUCGACGCUGAGCUGGACCAGACGGAGGGCUCCUAUUUUCCUUGGAGGACAUUCUUCUACUUUGCCCUGCCCUGGACGCUGACAUUUGUCGUCUCCGGAGUCCUCAAUUACGGCCGGCUCUAUUUCGUCAUCCAGCACUUUUGCCUCACCUACUGGCAGACGGUAUCGCUGUAUGUAAACAUCCAGAUGCUCUUCCUACGCCACAUGACAGCGGCCCUUGUGGAUGCCUGCUGGCGGCAGUUCUUCGGAUCUGUGGAUGAUCCCAGCAUCAGAACCAUCAACCACAUCACUUUCGAGACGCAUCUGCUGGCCGCGGAAUGA